Molecule: messenger RNA, 1645 nt
Organism: Arachis stenosperma
Lineage: Eukaryota; Viridiplantae; Streptophyta; Magnoliopsida; Fabales; Fabaceae
Exons: 1
Coding region: 401-1468 (355 amino acids)
Biological process (GO): protein phosphorylation
Molecular function (GO): phosphatidic acid binding; protein serine/threonine kinase activity
Source: RefSeq, a predicted model, not a curated record
ACUUAUGGCCUAGUAUUACUAUUCACAAUUAAUAAUUUGGUACUAUUGCAUGCUUAAUGCUUUUCUUUUAUUUGUUUCUUCUUCAUAAAAUUCAUUUAUAUCCCUCAUAAAACUUUGGCACGAUUCCACCCCCUUAGCUUCCCGUUUUGGUGGGUUGGUGAGAGUGUUGACACUUUACACUUGCAUAUGCACAUUUUAGCAUAGAUAAGAUUUCUGCGGUUGCUGAAGAUAACUUAGAAUCAACGGAAACACACUUUUCCUUUUUCAUACUAAUAAAAAAGUGAAGCACUUUAAGUGUCAAGGAAAAAGCUUUUUCCAUCUCCACACAAUACAAGGUUUUGAAGAAGAAGAACAUAGAAAGCUUGAAUUCCAUCUACAGUCUCUAAUCUCAGAUAAAAGCAUGGCCUAUUACAGCUAUCCCUAUUCUGAUUCUGAUUAUGGUGAGUACAAUUUCAAUUCUUAUGCUUCCACUUAUAAUUAUACUCAAGUUCCAACCUUUAAUUCUUACAAUAGCUAUGAAUAUAAUAAACCUUAUUAUGGAUAUGAUCAAAGUUUGUAUCUUUCUGCAAAUUACCCUUAUCAGAGUUACCAAACUAGUAUAUCAUACUCUGCCACCAAUUUUACUGACCCAAAAUCAUUUGAGUAUGAUCCCAAUCAUGGAAUGACUCAGCUUGUGAUCUCAUACAAUACCGUGGAAUCUAAUAUCCCUGAAUUUGAUGAAUAUGAUCCAACACCUUAUGGUGGUGGUUAUGAUAUUGCUGAGACCUAUGGAAAACCUCUACCACCCUCAGAUGAAAUCUGCUACCCUCCUUCCACCGGAUCAAGUUCAAUUGCUCCACCCGCUGAUGCUGUUCCUGCUGGGCCAAUAGUACCAUUACCAUUGCCUACUGUUGAUGAGGCAAUUGAUGAGAAAGCAAUCUUACCCCAGAAAGAAGCUGAACGUGAAGUGACUCAAGAAAUGCCUCAGUCACAAGAAAGUAGCAAAGAUCAAGAAGAGGUAAUUGAAGAUAAAGACUAUGAUACCAGUGAGGAAAGUGAAAGUGAUGAUGAAGAUGAUAGAAAUAACUAUUCUGGGUCUGGUUAUGGGAAUGGAUACAGUGGGGGAAAGGGUGAUGAGUAUGAGAAGAAAGUGCCAGCACAGUAUCCUCCUAGUGGAUAUGGCUUGGAAGCUAUGGAUCUCUGUGAGACUUUGUUUGGGUAUUGGCCUUGUUUGUCACGUAUGAAGAGAGAACAUCGUUGUGAAGCAGCUCCUCAUAGAGGAAACUAUUAUUGCCAGGAGAAUAUUUGGAAAGGGACUGCAGAUUAUCUCUUUGGGAAUCCAUAUCCAUAUAGUGGCAGAGGGGAAGAAGAAGGGAGUGGCUAUGGUCAUGUAGGAGGAGGAGGAGAAGUUGUGCAUUCAUAUGAAAGGCAUUAUCCAACUCAAGCACACUACAGGCAAAGUGAAUAUACUGAUGGAUCAUCAUGGUGACACAACAAAACAAUUUGUUGAGAUAUGUAACGAAAUAUAUAUAAGUUGAAGGUGUAAACAAAUAAUAUUGUAUUGUGUAUUGUGUAUUGUGUAUUGUGUACUGUCUCUCUGUAAUUUUAAUAAUUGUGAAAAUUUGCAGUGAAACAUUUUGAAAAUAAAGAAAAUUUCAUGCUUUCA